Molecule: messenger RNA, 825 nt
Organism: Elephantulus edwardii (Cape elephant shrew)
Lineage: Eukaryota; Metazoa; Chordata; Mammalia; Macroscelidea; Macroscelididae
Gene: TMEM45A
Product: transmembrane protein 45A
Exons: 5
Coding region: 1-825 (274 amino acids)
Source: RefSeq, a predicted model, not a curated record
AUGGGGAGUUUCAAAGGUCAUGCCCUCCCUGGAGGCUUCUUCUGUUUCAUGAGCCUGUGGUGGAGUUCAAAAUACUCUUUGAAGUAUGCCUGUAAAAAGUACAAGCGAACUUGCUAUCUUGGCUCCAAAACAUUAUUCCAUCAAAUAGAGAUUUUGGAAGGAAUCCUCAUAAUUGGCAUGGCUUUAGUUGGUAUGACUGGGGAACAGUUUAUCACUGGAGGGCCUUACCUGACCUUAUACAACUAUAAAGAAGGCCAGUGGAAUCAGCUCUUGGGCUGGCAGCAUUGCACUAUGUAUUUCUUCUUUGGGCUGUUUGGUGUGACAAACAUCAUAUGUUACACCAGUCGUAUAUUUCCUGUUUCCUUAACCAAGUUAAUGUUGUCAAGUGCCUUUUUAAUUGAGGGUUUUAUUUUCUUCAAUCACACUCAUGGCCGAGACAUGCUGGACACCUAUGUGCACCAGCUGCUGUUCCUGGCCAUCAUUACAACAGGCCUAAUUAUCUUCAUAAAUUUAUUUAGGAACAACAUACUUUUGGAACUUUUAAUGACAAGCUUAAUCAUGCUUCAAGGAACUUGGUUCUGGCAGAUUGGUUUCAUACUGUAUUCCCCCUAUGGAGGUCUUGUAUGGGAGCCAACGGACCAUGACAACCUUCUUUUCCUCACCAUAUGCUUUUGUUGGCAUUAUGCAGUCAGUCUUGUCGUCAUGGGAUUGAAUUUUUCCUUUAUCUCCUGGUUGGUCAAAUCUAAACUUAAGAGAUUCUGCCCCUCAGAAGUUGGACUCCUGAAAAAUGCUGACCGAGAACAGGAAUCUGAAGAAGAGAUGUGA